Messenger RNA from Zingiber officinale, 1809 nucleotides. RefSeq names its product squamosa promoter-binding-like protein 12. The coding region runs from base 225 to 1337 and encodes 370 amino acids. Gene Ontology annotation, molecular function: DNA binding. Gene Ontology annotation, cellular component: nucleus. The record is from RefSeq and is a predicted model, not a curated record. NCBI's taxonomy places the organism in Eukaryota, Viridiplantae, Streptophyta, Magnoliopsida, Zingiberales, Zingiberaceae. The transcript is spliced from 5 exons.
CACUGGCCAUCAGCAACAGAGCAGUUGGUGUGGAUAUGUGGUGGGCGAGGGAGGUGGUGGUGGAAGGUUGAGGAGGAGGCGGAGGAUAUUCUCGACCGUGCUCAUACUCUGUUUGUCACCGUUUCUGGUGCCAUAAACUUCUCUCGUCCAUGGAUUGAAGUCUCCCAGAGUUCUGUUCUUGCAAUCUCGGACAAUAACACCGUCGACCCAGCGCGAUCGGUUUGAUGAUGGAUUGGAACGCCAACUGUUCGUUACUGUGGGAUUGGGAUAACCACGAGCCCUCAGGUGGGAGUUACAAGUUGUCCGCCGCCGCAGGCGGCGGCGGCGGCGGCGGCGCUUCUUCUGGCUCAGAUUUGGGGAAUGGCUCCUCAUCCAAGAGCACCAUCUCUGCUUCCACUGCUUCCUCCAAGACCGCGAAGAGUUCCGAUUGGGAAGCGAACCCUAAGAACUGUGACAAGAACGUAAUUUUGCUGGAGAAUGGUUCUUUUCCAAUCGCGGCGCAGGUGGCCGGGUUGGAGGAAUCACAGAUAGGGCUAAAACUUGGUAAAAGAACCUACUUUGAGAAUGUUUCAGCCGAGAACACAGGGAAGAACCCGCCGUCAGCUUUGGAUUCUGUUUCUCCACCUGGUUCCCUCGUCAAGAAGCCAAAGCUCACUCAUCAGAUCGCACAGAGCGCUUAUUGCCAGGUUCAAGGUUGUAGCUUUGAUCUUAGCGGAGCCAAAGAUUAUCACCGGAAGCACAGGGUAUGUGAAGCCCAUUCUAAAUGCCCCAAGGUCGUCGUCGGUGGUCAGGAGCGCCGGUUCUGUCAGCAAUGCAGCAGGUUCCAUGAUUUGUCGGAGUUUGAUCAGAAAAAGAGAAGCUGCCGUCGGCGUUUGUCUGAUCACAAUGCGCGGCGUCGCAAGCCUCGCCCAAACAUAAUUUCUUUCAGCUCAACUCACUCUUCAUUUUAUGCUGCUUUUGAUCACGGGAGAACAACAUUAGGCGCAACUAUUGAAGAGCAUCAUAACUUCAAGUUCACACAAAUGAGAGAACAAUGGAUAAAACCAAUCAAAGAAGUCAACAUAGAUGGGCAGCUGCAUUUGCCGAACACUCAGUUCCUAAAUGCCUUUCCAUCCUUGUACCAUGAGGGUGACAAGCUCUUGCCACUUCAAGGCACUGCAGCUGAAGUACUCAAUCAAGGUUCAGAAGCAUCUGCAGGAGCUUCGAAUUUGGAUGGAGCACCAGGUGUUCGGCGUGCUCUCUCUCUUCUGUCAGCCACUUCUUGGGUUUCUCCUGACCACAGACAAACUUCUUCCAUUGUCGGCUUUGUGGAUGCUAGCAUACCAUACAUCCCUUAAGCAUAUUGCAAACACUCCGAGCCGUGUGCGGGUAAACUCUACCUGAACCAUGCCAAAUGCUACCUUUUACCAUCCACAGUAAGCGUCUUCAGCUGCAAAAGGGCCCAUUACAAGCAUGCUCCAUUUGAUUCAGAUCACAUUUAUUCAUGUCACGAACUCGAAUGAUUCAAAUCAGAGGUUGGUAAAGUUUUCCGAUCGUGAUUGCUUGUUCAUGCUGCCAUCAAUUUCACAACUCAGUUAACUUUUGAAUGCUAGAACUUGGAUCAAGCUUCUACUGCUGCAAUUGAAUGCUAGAACUCAGUUGGGUUUUUUUCUCAGUUGAUGUGGAAAUAGGAAUUUGGACUGAAGGAGACGCUGUGUUUUGUAAUUUAGACUGAAAUUUGUGUGCCUCAUCAGGCAAUUCGUGCUCAGUUUUGGUCAUUUUAAAGCAUUUUUUAGUAUUAAUUAUCUUUGCUUUUUUGACAAAUCAAAA